Messenger RNA from Amoebophrya sp. A120, 4210 nucleotides. Lineage: Eukaryota; Dinophyceae; Syndiniales; Amoebophryaceae. The record is from the annotation of a GenBank genome assembly.
GCUGAGCACCAGAAAUUCCCGCUGCAACAGCGCGGACAGCAAGCAGGACCUUUUUGCAUCAAAGUGCAAAUACAACCAGGACCCCGCAAGGGGGUUGAUGGAAGGAGCUGGUCAAGAGCUACAAGCAGUAGCGGGCCAAAACGAACUACACACGAAAGGAGCUGGAGCAGGGAUGUCCCAUCCCCUGUCGUGCACCAGCAUCGAUUUCAACGGGGGCACCCAGCGACAAGUGCAGAAAAUGCUGCUGCGCCGAAACAGCCGCCCACCGCCGAAGCGCAAGGACCCGCUCGAAAACGUGGACUGGAACAGGCUGGGGCCCUCGGACUUCAACUGCCUGAAGCUGUUGGGUCAAGGAACGUUUGGAUCCGUGAUCAAGGUCUGCAUGCGGGACGACCCGCGUGUGAAUUUGGCAAUGAAGAUCAUCGUGCAGAAGCAAUACAAAGUGCAGAACAUCGUCAGUCGCUACUACGCCGAAGAGCACGUUCUGCGAGCGUUAAAGCACCCGUUCAUCGUGUUGCUAUACGCCUCCUACUCGACCCCGCUCCAUUGGCUUCUGGUAUGCACAGCUUAUUUUAUUUUGUGAUUCUGAUUGCGAGCCUCUCUUUCAGGAGGUAUGUGAAAUGAACUUAUUUUUGUCGGAGAGUCCGCGAAAAAAGUCUUAUUUUAUGUCCCAAAUAAAGGUGAUGGAGUACUGCCCGGGCGGGGACCUGCACGACUGGCUCGUGCAAGAGGGGACGCCGGGCUUGCUGCCAAUCCAGGUGCUGAAGGCCGGUACGGAAAUCUUAUUGGCGCUGGAGUACCUGCACGGCAAGGGCAUCGUUUUCCGCGACCUGAAAUGCGAAAACGUGAUCCUGUCUGCCCAGAAAACCUGCCGUCUGACGGAUUUCGGGCUCGCCAAGGAGGACAUCGGGGCCACCGACACGGACGGGCUGACCUCGUUCUGUGGCAGCUACGGGUACUGUGCCCCGGAGGUGCUGGCGCUGAAGGACAAGAACCGUCGCGGCGGCGAAAUAAAGUCGCCCAGUAGGAACAAGGCGGACGAAUUAGUCCGUGGGUUGACGAACGGAAAGGACAACAGCAAGGAGAGCAAGAAAUACGGUACCGCGGUAGACAUCUACUCCCUCGGGGUCGUGCUCUACAUGCUCGCCACGGGGGGACACAUCACGAAAAAGACCGAAACCAACAAAAAGCGGUCGCCAAACAGAAAUGAUAAAGCGGCAGGCACCAGGGUGGUCAACACCCCGCGAGAUGGUGAAGCGGGAGCAGACGGCGGUAAGCAGGAUAAAAAUCUUGCCAGGGCGGGGAGGGCGGCUGGCGUCGACCUGAAGCGAGAUCCGUCGGGAAAUCUUGUCGUCGACACCGCCGUCAAUUCGACGGCCGCGAGAAAUUUUGCAAAGAAGAGUCUGCCGACGUCUAUUCAACAGCGACCGCGUAAUUCGAGGGAAAAAGGGAAAGAAGACGGUGCGACAGCGGCUUUAUUUCAACAACAUGCACCUCCGGGAACCAAGAACCCGACACUGACGGACCGACCAGCGGUUCUGGUGGACGAAGGCGCAGAUCCGCGGAGAUUAGAUUUUCGGCCGGGCGACAGAGUCACGGACGUGCUCGGCAUCAAAGAGGCGGGUGGAGGAACAGCAGACAGGACUUCUACUAGCAGGGCGAGAGUCAAAAUGUCGGUCGCGAACGAAAGAGAUCCACGUGCUCUGAGGACUGGACGACAAGAGCAGAGGGUUGCCCCAUUUGUGGAGACUACAGAGAACCGAUCCCGCAGUUCUUCCAAAGCCACGGAGGGGAGUAGUUUGGCCGGCCGCCGAGCUGUUCAUAGGAAUGCCGCAAAUAAUCCGAAUGCAGUAAAGAAAAAGGACCACCAGCACCACGAGGUUUCCCUGGGCACGGUGGCCGCGGUGCUUUUCCCCUUCAGUAAGAACUUCAAUUUUUUGCACCCCUCGGAAUCCAGGGGGGUUCUGGACCUCUCGCAAAUCGAGACCAAGGAGCAGACCGAGCUGCGGUUUCCCCCGAACUCCCCGGAAGACUUGCACUUAGAGCUGGCCUACAUGAUGGUAAAAGACAAUCCCACCAUGCAGCUGCUGGACGAACUGCAGCGGCUGGAAACCCUGAAAAGACAACAAUACGCGGCCAAGAAGGCUCUGAACAAUACGAAUCCUACCCCGGUACCACGGCCGCUAGCCACCGACAACACCCUGCGGACCACUGGAGGUGGCGAAGUUGGCGACGGGGCGAAAGAAAAACAGCAAAGCGGAAAAAUGAAAAAGAUAGUGGCCGCCGGGGAAAAGGAAAUGACGGGAACAAGACCGGACCGGAAUUCUACAAGGGACGACGCAGCACGACCACACAGACAGGAUCUUCGGCAUCGGCAGGUGGGGCCGCCUCCUCCGGCUGGACAUCAUACUAAAAACCAUGUUCAAGAACGGCAUGAAGGGACGAGCCAGCAAUCUGUUCAUUAUAACGGCGGUAGCAAUCGGACGCGGUGGCAGGGUCCCAGCAAGGAGCAGUUACGGUCCGUGAAGGACACCUACGAGCGGUUUAAGCAGCACCCACAUUUGCUGGAGCUCGUCUACACCAUGACGAAUCGAGAUCCGCACUUGCGCGGGUCCUGCUCCACCGUACGCUCGUCCAAGUACUUCAUGAAUGUGGACUUUAUGCUCGCCUUGGUGAACAGCGGCCGGUACUUCCGGGACAUGCAGCGCCGGCGCGAGAAAGUGGAAAAUCCGUUCAGGCACCGGAGCGGGAGCGGCACGAGCAGCCAAUACCCGAGCAAGAGCGAGUUAUGUGCUGCAGGAGGACAAAAUGUUGAGCCUGUGGCGGCUGCGGCCACCACCGCAAUUAGUGGGCAGCGCUCGUCCAAAAGUAGGGGAGAUCGGAAUUACUAUCUUGCCGGGGCUAGUAGGACAUCUGGGCAGGUCGACGCGCGGCUACGGCCUCAAUGCGAGCGUGAGGAAACUACAGAAGGAACAACCCGUCCGCUGCCGGUCGUGCACCCGCGCGAAAAUACUAAGCCCGUGCGGCCACGUGACGCUGGAGUUGUUGCAACGUCGUCUAUGUCGGGGAGAGUUCUUGCAGGAGGCGCAUCUUCACAAGAGCAGGAUGAACCACUUCAAACGAGAGCCGGACCCACAGCAGCUCCCGUGAUGCCGCCGCUGCGCGAUCUUAGCAGGAAGACGCGUGGCCAACAUCAAGAAUGGGGCCAACGACCCCCGCCCCUGAGAGAUGAAGAACAUCGACAGAUGCCGGUGGUGCUAUCCAACGAGGCUUUGUCACGGCACGAGAAGAAAUUUCCCGCGCAGCACUUUCACCAGGCGAAUAACGGGCAGCAGCAGUUUUUUGGCCACGAAACAAGGGGCUCUUCGCCGGAAUCGUCUCGUGUGGCGGGAGUUGAUGUAGCGGCAAUGGCACCUCCUCUUCAUCUGGGACGAGGCGGAGGACUUACACAGGCUGUUGCGCGCGGAAGAAGCGAAGACAGUGGCCGAGGAGAGACCACUUAUUCUGCUCUCCCGCUUCGCGGAACAUCAACAAGCGCGACAUCAUCUUCCACCGCGAUGGUGAUGCACAGCCAGAACAGUAGUACUGAUCGAAGCAGCUCCAGUGCUCGGAAGGAACGGGUAAGAAGAACCGUACCAGACACGACAGCGCAACAAGAAGACUUGGAUCGGCACGAUCGGAGCAUCUCCGAGGUGGUGGACCCCAGAAGUUCUUACGCGAAGGGCCGCUUUACGACUAGCACCCGGGCAACAAUGUCUUCGCCGCUGGACGAUUCGUUUUGCGAGGUCGGCAGGAUAGUAAAACCUGGUCGCAGCACGAACAAGAGCACUUCUAGGUCCAGCAUUCCGUCCGCUAGAGAGACAAGGCAGGAGAUGCUAAACCCGACCGGCGAUGUUGAUGAUCGUGAUGAACAAGAAGAUUGUUCCUUUUUGCGCCAAAUCAUGGCGCAUCCACGGACCACUCAGCUCGACGGGCAAGAAGACUUUGCUGUUCUAGGUGCUCGAAAUGGAUCUCUAUCGUCUGCUACAUAAAAGGAAGCUUGCUCUUCGGUGGUAUGUGAUGCGUAAACAUAAAGAAUAAAAAAGGAUCAUGAUGAUCUGCUCUUAUGACUGUCGACGGCUUUUGUUUAUCAGUGGAGGCCUGCUGCGUGGGUGUUGUUCUGCGGGAUCUGUUCAAGAGACUGAAUGACUCUGGCGACUCGAAGCAAAAC